Messenger RNA from Tachysurus vachellii, 2745 nucleotides. It is a transcript of the gene slc15a1a, whose product is annotated as solute carrier family 15 member 1a. Gene Ontology annotation, cellular component: membrane. Lineage: Eukaryota; Metazoa; Chordata; Actinopteri; Siluriformes; Bagridae. Gene Ontology annotation, molecular function: dipeptide transmembrane transporter activity. The transcript has 23 exons. Gene Ontology annotation, biological process: transmembrane transport; oligopeptide transport. The record is from RefSeq and is a predicted model, not a curated record. Bases 117 to 2273 code for a protein of 718 amino acids.
CUCAUAAACAGGGCCACAGUCCACUUGAAUGAGAAACAUUUCACCUUUACACUGUGGGUCCUGUAGACACACAGGUCUUUUCGUCCACUGCAUCUCAGAAGAACACACACGCUACCAUGGCAGACAAAGAGAAGAACGAUGAUAAGAAACCAAAGAAGAGCACAGAAUGCUGUGGUUAUCCAGUCAGUAUUUUUUUCAUUGUUGUCAACGAGUUUUGUGAGAGAUUCUCCUAUUAUGGAAUGCGCGCGGUGCUGGUGCUGUACUUCAGGUACUUCCUGCGUUGGGAUGAUGAUCUUGCCACCUCCAUCUAUCACGCAUUUGUGGCCCUGUGCUACCUGACUCCUAUACUAGGUGCCAUAGUGGCCGACUCCUGGCUUGGAAAGUUUAAAACCAUCGUCUAUCUGUCCAUUGUCUAUGCCAUUGGCCAGAUAACCAUGGCAGUCAGUGCUAUUCAUGACAUCACUGACACAGACAGAGACGGCACACCAGACAAUACAGCAGUGCAUGUUGCCUUGGCUAUGGUAGGACUGAUCCUCAUUGCGCUUGGUACAGGUGGCAUCAAACCCUGUGUGUCUGCAUUUGGAGGAGAUCAGUUUGAAGACCAUCAGGCGAGGCAGCGAAGUACGUUCUUCUCUGUGUUUUACCUGUGUAUUAAUGCAGGCAGUCUCCUCUCCACACUCAUCACCCCAAUACUACGAGGUCAGGAGUGUGGCAUUCACAGUAAACAGAAAUGCUACCCACUGGCUUUUGGUGUUCCUGCAGCCCUCAUGGUGGUAUCUCUGGUUGUGUUCAUUGCUGGCAGUGGAAUGUAUGUUAAAGCUGCACCCAAGGGCAACAUUAUGCUGCAAGUGUCUAAAUGCAUUGGGUUUGCUAUUAAGAACCGCUACAAAUAUCGUAGCAGUAAAGUACCCAAGAAGGAGCACUGGCUGGACUGGGCUGAAGAGAGAUAUGAUAAACUCCUCAUUGCUCAAAUUAAAAUGGUGCUCAAAGUGCUUUGCCUCUACAUCCCACUCCCAAUGUUCUGGACCCUAUUUGACCAAAAGGGCUCCCGCUGGACCCUCCAAGCCACCACCAUGGAUGGGACAUUUGGAACACUGAUUCUGCAGCCGGAUCAGAUGCAGACAGUGAACCCCAUUUUGAUUCUCACCCUGGUGCCUGUCAUGGACAGAAUUGUUUAUCCCCUCAUCAAAAAGUGUGGCCUCAACUUCACUCCUUUGAAGAGAAUGACUGUUGGGAUGUUUUUAGCUGCCAUGGCUUUCGUGUCUGCAGCUUUGGUCCAGCUUGAGAUUGAUAAAACACUGCCAGUUUUACCUUCCUCUACACAAACCCAGCUGAAGGUAAUUAACAUGGGAAAUGCUCAGCUCCAAGUCAACUUCUCUUCCCACACAUCUCUAAUGCUUGGAUCCCUGCAGGCCAGUGAAGACUACAUGACAUUUGACAAUCCAGACAUUAAAAUUUCUUUGAAUACAAAUCCUGUGAUCAGUGAAAACUUCACCCUGAGUUUAGGAAAGCGUCAAACCCUCAUCAUCCCCACUAUUCCUGAUGCCAUGUAUCUGACAAAUGAUUUAACUGCCAAACCAGAGCAAGGCAACAAUGCAGUCAGAUUUGUGAAUGGUAUGAAUAGAGCACUGAAUGUUUCAGAUGUUGCACUCAUCGAACCAUCAGCUAUUUCAAACAACACACUCUAUUCACAGGGGUCUCAGACGUUCAACAUCACCGAUGGUGCUCAGUCAUGUCAGUUCUCUACACACUUUGGGUUUGGAGGAGCUUACACCUUCCUAAUCCCCAGCACAAUGACCUGGACUGAAAAUUGUAAUGACUCUGUAGUGAGAGUGGAAGAUAUUCAGCCCAAUACUGUGCACAUGGCCCUUCAGAUCCCUCAGUAUUUCCUUAUUACUGCAGGAGAAGUGGUGUUCUCCGUCACUGGCCUGGAAUUCUCCUACUCACAGGCUCCCAGUAACAUGAAGGCAGUGCUGCAAGCUGGCUGGCUCUUGACUGUGGCUGUGGGAAACAUUAUUGUGCUGAUUGUCGCAGAGCUGGCAAAAAUCCCUGACAAGUGGGCCGAGUAUGUGCUGUUUGCUUCUCUGUUAGUGGCAGUGUGCGUAAUCUUUUCAAUAAUGGCUUAUUUCUACACCUACAUCGAUCCUGCUGAGAUCGAGGCCCAGUUUAAGGAAAACAACGAGCUGGAACCGGAUGAGAAAGAAGAGAAAGAACAUAAAGCUAUAAAGAUGGAAACACACAAAACAUUGCAAAGCCAAGAUGAACCGAUGUAAAAGUCAUUUCAUAGCAGAUGUCAAUUUCUGAUAUCUUUAAAAACAGACUUACAGACAUUAUAAGUGUUAGAAAUACAUGCCAUGUGUAUGGAUUCAGAACAAAACAUAAUACAUAUAGAUGCACAAUGUGAACAACAAAAUUGAAAGUAUGCUGAAUACUGAAACAACUAUUACAGUAUAUAUAGAUCAUAUGUAUUUUCUAAAUAAAUGUGUGUGUAUGUAUAUAUACACCAAUUUGUUAAACAAAAUGUACUUUUCUAUUGAAAAAAUGUAUAUAACAAUAUUUUCCUAAAAGCACUGCCUAGAACAGAUUUACAGUACAGUAAGCAUCUGUUUUCUGGAUACAGUUCAAUAAGUGAACUAAUGUACACUGUUAAUCAAUUAUCCUGCUCAAGUGAACAAUCAGUUAAGUCCAGAACCUGCUUAAUGACUCUCGGGUAGACCAACAAUAAAUGUGGUCAAUUUGCAAAGA